This is a messenger RNA of Xenia sp. Carnegie-2017, 1509 nucleotides long. RefSeq names its product zinc finger MYM-type protein 1-like. The record is from RefSeq and is a predicted model, not a curated record. Lineage: Eukaryota; Metazoa; Cnidaria; Anthozoa; Malacalcyonacea; Xeniidae. The transcript is spliced from 2 exons. The coding region runs from base 1 to 1509 and encodes 502 amino acids.
AUGCGUCAAGGCCUUAUUACUUUCAGUAAUAAUGGUGAAAAGGCUUUUCUCCUAGGAGAAUUCAGCGACUGGAAGAAGUGCCGAGAAAAACUUAAAAAACACUCCCAGUCUAAAUUUCACGCAGGGGCGACCGAGAAAGUUUUAUUAUCUGAUGAUUCGAGAAGAGAUAUUGGAGCGAUAUUGGUCAGUGAAUUGAAGAAAACCCAGGAAACUCGAAGAAGAAUGUUGCUAAAACAACUAAGUAGUAUAAGAGCAGAGGAUGUACCUGAUUUGUUGGAGUGGAUUUACAACGGAAGAUAUCUCAGUCACGACAUCAUAAACGAGUUGAUUAAUAUGAUGGGCAAUGCAGUCCUGAGAUCUAUAGUGGCAGACAUCCGUAAGGAAUCACAAUUAUUUAGCCUAAUUGCAGACGAGUCUAGCGACAUAAGCAACAAGGAACAACUAACAUGUGUUUUGCGCUGGAUAUCUAGAACCGACUUGUCCGUCCACGAAGAUUUCCUCGGAAAGUACGAGCUAGAGAAAACCGAUGCUGAAACAAUCACAACUUCGCUCAAGGACAUUUUGUUGCGAUGCAGUUUGACGAUAGACGACUGUCGAUGGCAAACAUAUGAUGGAGCAGCAAAUAUGGCUGGAGGCAGAAGUGGGGUUGCUGCCCGAAUAUCUUCUGAGAAUCCUCACGCCCUGUACAUUCAUUGCGGUAACCACAGUCUUGACUUGGCUUUGCGUGAUUGUGUAAAGGAGAGCUGGAUUAUCAGCGAUACGUUGAAAGAGGUGCAAGAGUUGGCCGUGCUUAUUCGAACAUCACCAACACGAAUGGCGCAAUACCAGCAUAAUGCCAAAGAGAUUGAAGAAAGUGGCACGCAAGUUGAGAAUCCGCAUUUGCUGUGUCCAACUCGAUGGACAGUAAGAACCAAAGCCAUCUCGGCUGUCUUGCACAAUUACGAGGCCCUCUACUCUGCAUUACUUAGCAUUGCCAAAGAAUCUUGCAAGUCCACCGUUCGUGACACUGCAUCAGGUAUGGCUAGUCGAUUGAAGAAGUUUUCCUCGUACUUUGGUUUAAGUUUUGCGCAGAAUAUCUUCAGCGUGUGUGAACAAGUAGCAACUACCUUACAGAAGCCUUCAAUAACGGCACAAGCAACUGUUACUUGCAUAAAUGCCUUGAAGACAAACUUGCAGCGUCAACGAGACAACUUCUCUUUGUUUUACGACCAAGUAGUUGAUUCAAGCAAGGCUAUCAACUUUGUAGGUGAUCCAACACAACCAAGACCGAAGAAAGUUCCGUGGCGGCUUCAACACGGAGAUGGAAAGCAACAUUAUUUCCAAACUGCGAAAGACGCCCACCGUGCCCAGUAUGUUGAGACAAUUGAUGCGUGCUUGGCUUCCCUACAGGAGCGCUUCCAUCAAAAAACAUAUUCUGUAUUGAUGAACAUCGAAACCGUGCUCAUUAAUGCAGCAAACGGGCGUAAGCUUGAGUUGAAUGAUGAAGUUGAACACCUUUUACGAAAAUGA